GAGCUGAGAGGGCAGGGCGGGGAUCGGAGCUAUCGCGACAGCGGCGAGAGCGGCGCCGGGAUCUCGGGUUUGCAGCUUCCGGGCUCCAUUGUGAGGCGGCUCCAGCCCGCUCCAUCCGGCCGCGAGCACUCGGGACCCGGGGCUGGCAGCGAGCUAAGCCCCUCCGCAUAGAGCCUCAGAAGUAGCUUGUCCAGAGCCGCCCAGAGGUCGAAAUGCAGCAGGAAGAGGAGAAGGAAGAUAAAAAAAAGACAGAGGAAAAAGAAGUUCAGCAGGGUGAAUUUAAAGCUGCCGCGGACCACUCUGAGCCAGCUGAGCAGUGCCCCGAGUGCGGGCAGAGCCUCCCGCCCGGCUGGCAGCCGGGGAAGCAGCAGUGCCCCCAGCCUGGCACCCAGCGCUUCAUCUGCACCCACUGCGGCCAGAGGCGCUCCGGCCUCCUGCGGCGGCAGCGGAGAGGCGCCCAGCCGGGCCCUAAGCUGCGGUUAGUCUGCGAGGAGUGUGGCAAGAGCUUUGCCGGCAGCUCUGCUCUCAGCCGGCACCAUCAAAUCCACGCGGGGAAGAAGCAGUUUCCCUGUGGUGACUGCGACAAGAGUUUCACCCACAGCUCUGCUCUCCUUGAGCACUGGCAUGUCCACACCGGGGAGAAGCCGUACAGCUGCCGUGCCUGUGGCAAGAGCUUUGUCAGGAGUUCCCAUCUCAAGCGUCACCACCUGAUCCACACCGGGGACAAGCCAUACACAUGUGGUGAAUGUGGCAAGAGCUUUGCCACCAGUUUCAACCUUAACAGUCACCGCCUCACCCACACCGGGGUGAAGGCAUACAGCUGUGCUGACUGUGGCAAAAGUUUCUCCCACGCAUCUGCUCUCAGACGUCAUCAUCGCAUCCACACCGGGGAGAAGCCAUACAGCUGCGGUGUCUGUGGCAACAGCUUUGCCAGGAGCUCUGAUCUCAGCCGGCACCGGCAAACACAUGCUGAGAAGAAGCAGUUCCCCUGCAGCGACUGCAGCAAGAGUUUCACCACCAGGUCGGCUCUAAUCGAGCACUUGAAUGUCCACACAGGGGAGAAGCCUUACAGCUGUGGUGUCUGCGGCAAGAGCUUUGCCAGCAGCGCUGUUCUCAGGCGGCACUGUCAGACGCACGCUGACGAGCGGUUCUCCUGCGGUGACUGUGGCAAGAGCUUCACCACCAGCUCUGCUCUAAUCCAGCACUGGAAUGUCCACACUGGGGAGAAGCUGUACAGCUGUGGUGACUGUGGCAAGAGCUUUGUCAGAAGGUCUCAUCUUAACCGUCACCGCCUUGUCCACACUGGGGAGAAGCCGUACAGAUGCGGUGACUGCGGCAAGAGUUUUACCAGCAGCUCUGAUCUGAGCUGCCAUCAACGCCUCCACACUGGGGAGAAGCCCUUCCGUUGUGGUGUCUGUGGCAAGAGCUUUACCCACAGGUCUACCCUCAACGGUCACAGAGCCAUCCACACUGUGGAGAAGCCGUACAGCUGCAGUGAUUGCAAUAAGAGCUUCAAGCACAGGAGCAACCUGGCUCGGCAUCAGCGUAGACACAGCAACCAGAAGAUGAAGACCAGCAGCAAAGCUUCUGUGGGUCCCCGCUCCCAGUUCCACCACAACAACGAGAAUCAGGAGGAAGAUGCAGAGGAAGAGAAAGAGCAGCAGGAUAAAGACGAAGCUGCCACAGACCCCUCUGUGCCAGCUAAGCAGUGCCCCAAGUGCAGGCAGAGCCUCCCGCCCGGCUGGCAGCCAGGGAAGCAGUGCUGCCCUCAACCUGGCCCCCAGUCCCUCAUCUGCACCCACUGUGGCCAGAGGCGCUCUGGCCUCCUCCAGCAGCAGCAGGGAGGCACCCAGUUGGCCCCCAAGCUGCGAUUGGUCUGCAGUGAGUGUGGCAAGAGCUUUGCCAGCAAAUCUGGUCUCACCUGGCACCGUCGCCUCCACACAGGGGAGAAGCCAUACAGCUGUGGUGUUUGUGGUAAGAGCUUUGCCAGCAGCACUGUUCUCAUCAGGCACCGGCAAACACAUUCUAGAAAGAAGCAGUUCCCCUGCCGUGAGUGCGGUAAGAGCUUCACCAACAGCACUGCUCUGAUCCAGCACUGGCAUGUCCACACCGGGGAGAAGCCAUAUAUCUGCAGUGUCUGUGGCAAGAGCUUUGGCAGAAGUUCUCACCUUAACCGUCACCGUCAGCUCCACACUGGGCAGAAGCCAUACAGCUGCGGUGACUGUGGCAAGAGCUUCACCACCAGUUACCACCUAAAUAGGCACCGUCGUGUGCACACUGGCAAGAAACCUUAUGGCUGCAGUGUCUGUGGCAAGAGCUUUACCCAGUUGUCUACUCUCAGCCAUCACCAAGCCACCCACAGCAGGGAGAAGCCGUACAGCUGUGGUGUCUGUGGCAAGAGCUUUGACAACGCUUUCAACCUUAACAGCCACCGCUUCAUACACACAGGGGAGAAGCUGUACAGUUGCAGUGACUGCAGCAAGAGCUUCACCAGUGACUCUGCUCUUAGCCUGCACUGCCAAACCCAUGCUGGGAAGCAGCAGUUCACCUGCAGUGACUGUGGCAAGAGCUUCACCAACAGCACUGCUCUCCUAGAGCACUGGCAUGUGCACACCGGGGAGAAAGCUCCCAAGCGAGCCUUCGUUUAUAGGAGCAGUGGGGGCCCGAAAUUGAGAGCGCAGGGCGGGGAUCGGAGCUAUCGCGACAGUGUUAGAGCCGCGCCGGGAUCUCGUCCUCGCAGCUUCCGGGCUCCAUUGUUGGGCGGCCCCAGGCUCCCGCCCGCCCCGUCCGGCCGCGGGCGCUCGGCACCUGAGGCUGGCAGCGGAGCAGGACCUCCAGCAUGGCGCCUCGGAAGGAACUGGGCCAGAGCCACCCCGAGACCGAAAUGCAGCUGGAAGAGAAGGAGGAGGAGGAGAAAAAAAGAGAAAGAGGAGGAAGCAGAGAACGAGGAGGAGGGGAAGCACGAGGGGGAGCAGGAGGAAGAGAAAGGGCAGCAGGAUGAAGGUGAAGGUAAAGCUGCCGCGGAGCCCUGUGUGCCAGGCGAGCAGUGCCUCGAGUGCGGGCAGAGCCUCCCGCCCGGCUGGCAGCCGGGGAAGCAGCAGUGCCCCCAGCCUGGCACCCAGCGCUUCAUCUGCACCCACUGCGCCCAGAGGCGCUCCGGCCUCCUGCGGCGGCAGCAGAGAGGCACCCAGCCGGGCCCCAAGCUGCGGUUGGUGUGCGGUGAGUGUGGCAAGAGCUUUGCCAGCAGGUCUGCUCUCAGUCGGCAUCGGCAAAUCCAUGCUGGGAAGAAGCAGUUUCCCUGUGGUGACUGUGGCAAGAGCUUCACCGACAGCUCUGCUCUCCUUGAGCACUGGCACGUCCACAGCGGGGAGAAGCCGCACGUCUGUGGUGUCUGUGGCAGGAGCUUUGCCGCGAGGUCUUCCCUCAGCUAUCACCGUCGUGUCCAUGCCGGGGUGAAGCCGCAUGGCUGCGGUGUCUGCGGGAAGAGGUUUACCAGCAGCUCUUGUCUCAAGAAGCACCACCGCAUUCACACCGGGCAGAAGCCAUAUGGCUGUGGCAACUGUGGCAAGAGGUUUGCCGACAGCUUUGCUCUCCUUGAGCACCUCAACGUCCACAGCGGGGAGAAGCCCUAUGACUGCGGUGUCUGCGGCAAGAGCUUUGCCCACAGCUCUGUUCUCCGCAGGCACCGUCGCCUUCACACCGGGGAGAAGCCGCACAGCUGCGGUGUCUGUGGCAAGAGCUUUGCCACCAGUUCCUGCCUUAACAGUCACCGCCUCAUCCACACCGGGGAGAAGCCGUACAGCUGUGGUGACUGUGGCAAUACCUUCACAACCAGUUCCUAUCUCAAGAGUCACAACUUCACCCACACUGGGAUGAAAAGGUUUCACUGCUCUGACUGUGGCAAGAGCUUUGCCCACAGUAACAGUCUGAUCUAUCACCGUCUCAUCCACGCCGGGCACAAGCCACACAGCUGUGGUGACUGUGGAAAGACCUUCACCACCAGAUCCCACCUCAACACACACUGCCUCAUCCAUGCCAAGGAAAAGCUGUUCCAGUGCUGUCACUGUGGCAAGAGCUUCGCUCAGAGGUCUAAUCCCAAAUAUCACUGUCACAUCCACACCGGGGAGAAGUCGUACAGCUGCGGUGAUUGCGGCAAGAGCUUCACUACCAGUUUCUCUCUUAAGACUCACCUUCUCACCCACAUCGGGGAGAAGCCCUUCUGCUGCUCUGAUUGUGGCAACAGCUUUGCCCACAGUACCAGUCUGACACAUCACUGUUGCUUCCACACCAGGGAAAAGCCAUACAGCUGCAGUGACUGUAGCAAGAGCUUCACCCAGAGGUCUAAUCUCAAAUGUCACCGCCACAUCCACAGGGGGAAGCCAUACAACUGCAGUGACUGCAGCAAGAGCUUUGCCACGAGUUCUUAUCUUCACAGUCACUGCCUCAUCCACACCAGGGAGAAGCUCUUCCACUGCUCUGACUCCGGCAAGAGCUUUGCUCACAGUAAAAGUCUGAUCUAUCACCAUCGCCUCCACCCUGGGGAGAAGCCACACAGCUGUGGUGACUGUGGAAAGACCUUCACCACCAGAUCCCACCUCAACACGCACUGCCUCAUCCAUGCCAAGGAAAAGCUGUUCCAGUGCUGCGACUGUGGCAAGAGCUUCGCUCAGAGGUCUAAUCUCAAAUAUCACUGUCACAUCCACACCAGGGAGAAGCCAUACAGCUGCGGUGACUGCAGCAAGAGCUUCACCACCAGUUCUUACCUUAAGACUCACUGCCUCACCCACACUGGGGAGAAGCCCUUCCACCACUCUGACUGUGGCAAAAGCUUUGCCCACAGUACCAGUCUGACAUAUCACCGUCGCUUCCACAAUGGGGAAAAGCCAUGCAGCUAUAGUGACUGUGGCAAAACCUUCACCCACAGGUCUAAUCUUGAAUGCCACCGUGGCACCCACACUGGGGAAAAGCUGUACAGCUGCAGUGUCUGUGGCAAGAGCUUUGCCAGUACAUCUACUGUUAGCCGUCACCGUCACAUCCACACCAGGGAGGAGCCACACAGCUGUGGUGACUGCGGCAAGAGCUUCACCACCAGUUCUUACCUUAAGACUCACUGCCUCAUCCACACUGGGGAGAAGCCCUUCCACUGCUCUGACUGUGGCAAGAGCUUUGCCCACAGCACCAGUCUGACAUAUCACCAUCACCUCCACACCGGGGAGAAGCCAUACAGCUGCAGUGACUGUAGCAAGAGCUUCACCCAGAGGUCUAAUCUCAAAUGACACCGUGCCACCCACACCGAGGAGAAGCCACACAGCUGUGGCGUCUGUGGCAAGAGCUUUGCCAGCAGUUCUAAUCUCAGUCGUCACUGCCUCAUCCACACCUGGGAGAAACCAUACAGCUGUGGUGAGUGUGGCAAGAGCUUCACCACCACAUCACAGCUUAUAGUCACUGCUUCAUCUAUACUGGGAAGAAGCUGUACAGCUGUGGUGACUGUGGUAAGAGCUUCCGGAAGAACACUGACCUGAACAGACACCUGCACAGCCACAGCCACAGCCACAGCCACCAGAAGAAGAGUGGUAGCAAAGUAUCUGAGGGUCCCCACUCUCAGUGAAACCAGGAGGUGCCCAGCAGCCACGGGCCUAUCCUGACAGCCACAGUGCCAGGAUGCCCUGCCAGUAGAAUUGCCCCAACCUUGACCCUUCUGCUGGGUUCUGCUGUCCUGAUUUGCGGUGAGGCUGCACCGGUUGUUGCUGUGCCAUCCCCAAGCAGAGCCCCGAAACGUGCCUUGUUUGGAGGAGGGAGAUGAGAGGGAGAACAGUGUCAAAACUGGGCUGGGACCUCUAAGCUGUGCAUCCCAAGAUGGUCUCUGUAAGCCCUGCAAGAUGAUGUCACCAUCAUCUCCAAUCCUCACCAACACCAAGACUGGCUUGGUACACUCAGGGAUGAAGCAACUGUUCCAUGUUGCUGCAAGUCAGGGAUUCCAUGGAAAACAUGCCUGGAGCAGGGAACAAUCCCAAUAAAAGACUUUCCAAGGCUCUU
Molecule: messenger RNA, 6036 nt
Organism: Pogoniulus pusillus (Red-fronted tinkerbird)
Lineage: Eukaryota; Metazoa; Chordata; Aves; Piciformes; Lybiidae
Product: zinc finger protein 208-like
Exons: 2
Source: RefSeq, a predicted model, not a curated record